AUGCCCGCUCAUGUCCGCUCAUGCCCGCUCAUGUCCGCUCAUGCCCGCUCAUGUCCGCUCAUGCCCGCUCAUGUCCGCUCAUGUCCGCUCAUGUCCGCUCAUGUCCGCUCAUGUCCGCUCAUGCCCGCUCAUGUCCGCUCAUGCCCGCUCAUGCCCGCUCAUGCCCGCUCAUGUCCGCUCAUGUCCGCUCAUGCCCGCUCAUGUCCGCUCAUGCCCGCUCAUGUCCGCUCAUGCCCGCUCAUGCCCGCUCAUGCCCGCUCAUGUCCGCUCAUGUCCGUUCAUGCCCGCUCAUGCCCGCUCAUGCCCGCUCAUGUCCGCUCAUGCCCGCUCAUGCCCGCUCAUGCCCGCUUAUGUCCGCUCAGGCCUGCUCAUGCCCGCUCAGGCCUGCUUAUGCCCGCUCAUGUCCGCUCAGGCCCGCUCAUGCCCGCUCAUGUCCGCUCAUGUCCGCUCAUGCCCGCUCAUGCCCGCUCAUGUCCGCUCAGGCCUGCUUAUGCCCGCUCAUGUCCACUCAGGCCCGCUCAUGCCCGCUCAUGCCCGCUCAUGCCCGCUCAUGUCCGCUCAUGUCCGCUCAUGCCCGCUCAUGCCCGCUCAGGCCCGCUCAUGUCCGCUCAUGCCCGCUCAUGCCCGCUCAUGCCCGCUUAUGUCCGCUCAGGCCUGCUCAUGCCCGCUCAGGCCUGCUUAUGCCCGCUCAUGUCCGCUCAGGCCCGCUCAUGCCCGCUCAUGUCCGCUCAUGUCCGCUCAUGUCCGCUCAUGCCCGCUCAUGUCCGCUCAUGCCCGCUCAUGUCCGCUCAUGCCCGCUCAUGCCCGCUCAUGUCCGCUCAGGCCCGCUCAUGCCCGCUCAUGUCCGCUCAGGCCCGCUCAGGCCCGCUCAUGCCCGCUCAGGCCCGCUCAUGCCCGCUCAUGUCCGCUCAGGCCAACGGGAACCUUUGA
Procambarus clarkii (red swamp crayfish) is the source of this 930-nucleotide messenger RNA. RefSeq lists its product as uncharacterized. Lineage: Eukaryota; Metazoa; Arthropoda; Malacostraca; Decapoda; Cambaridae. The record is from RefSeq and is a predicted model, not a curated record.